Messenger RNA from Symbiodinium sp. CCMP2456, 891 nucleotides. The record is from the annotation of a GenBank genome assembly. Lineage: Eukaryota; Dinophyceae; Suessiales; Symbiodiniaceae.
GAGUCUGAUUUCGACUUGAAGGCCGACUUGUUGGGGGUGACUGUGGAUCUCUCCGAUGAUACACUGACGGAGGUUCGAGUUGCCAACAAGGAAAGCAGAUGUGCUGAGGUCGCGGCAUCCGUUGAUCAGGUUCUUGAUCGAGGAUCGCUACGGGCGCAUGAGGUUGCCUCACUUUUCGGGCGGAUACAAUUUAUGGAAGGUCAGCUGCUUGGUCGCAUGGGCCGGUUGGCGCUUGCGGAGCUUAGGUCGCUGGGUACUUCUGGCGGCUACUUAAAGUUCGGCUCAACAGAACGGCGAGCCUUUGAAAAUCUUCGUGAAAGGAUGCUGCAUGGACCACCGCGGUCGAUUUCCACCAGGCCUGUUGGUUUCAACGUGGUGGUCUUCACCGAUGGCGCCUGUGAACCAGAGGGUGAUAGCAUGCGUUGCUCCAUCGGGGGGGUGAUGUAUGUUGAGAGCUCUGGUUCAUGGUCUACCCGAUAUUUUGGAUGCCGACUGUCAGAUGCACUUGUUUCAGAUUGGAGCAAAUCUGGCAAAAAGCACUUAAUCGGUCCUGUCGAGCUUUAUGCAGUUGUGACUGCUCGACGUUGCUGGAAGAGAUUUCUUGAUGGAGCCAGAGCUCUGUUUUUCGUCGAUCACUCGGGUGUGCAUGCUGCUUGUGUGAACGGCUCUUCCCAUGAUAAGCUCUGGCGGGGACUUCUUCUGAAGCUUGAAUCUGCCGAUGCUUUUCCCAUGAUCGGCUGGUAUGCCAGAGUGCCUAGCCAAAGCAACCCGUCCGAUGCCCCGUCUAGGGGCUCGUGCAACUUCCCAAUUUGGGGUACUGUCAUGAGGGAUCAUCCACUUUGCUGCUUUUCCGAUGCGCCUUUGAGCCCUCUGGAUGAGAUGGGGGAUUGA